AUGUUGGCUCAACAAUAUGAUGAUGAUGUUGGGUACAAGGAUAUCAAGACUUCUCUGGAAACUAUGCAGUAUCCAAAGGGAAGUGGCAAGAAGGAUCGUAUAGCUAUCCGAAGACUAAUUGCUCAUUUUCUCAUAUUAAAAGGUGGACUAUAUCACAAAUGGUUUAAUAGUACUCUACAACUCUGCGUGAAUGAUAGUGAGAAGCAAGCCAUCAUAUUAGAAGUUCAUAGGGGUGAAUGUGGACCACAUAUGAAUGAAAGGAUGUUGGCUCGUAAAAUUUUGCGAGCAGGUGUCUAUUGGAUUACUCUAGAAGGUGAUUGCAUUAGCUUUGUGCAGGCUUGCAAGCAAUGUCAGAUAUUUGCUAACCUCAAUCAUAUGUCGCCUUGGGUUAAAGUUGCAUCAUCAUUUUCAAAGCUAGGGGUAAAGCAAGUUUCGAAAUUUGUGAUUAACAACACCAUAUGUUGGUAUGACAUACCUUUUGAAAUCAUCUCUGGUAAUGGAUCACAAUUUGAGAGUCAUAUGAAGAUAACUCUCACAAAAUAUGCAACCAAGAAUCAUCAGUCCUCACCUUAUCAUCCCCAAACAAAUGGUGUGGUGGAAGAAGCCAAUAAGACAAUCAAGAUUAUUGUUACUAAGAUGACUGAGAAGAAAAGGAAUGGCAUGGCAAACUACCAUAUGCCCUCUGGGAAUAUAGGAUACCAAUCAUAA
Messenger RNA from Beta vulgaris subsp. vulgaris (sugar beet), 708 nucleotides. RefSeq lists its product as uncharacterized. The transcript is spliced from 2 exons. Lineage: Eukaryota; Viridiplantae; Streptophyta; Magnoliopsida; Caryophyllales; Amaranthaceae. The record is from RefSeq and is a predicted model, not a curated record. Gene Ontology annotation, molecular function: nucleic acid binding. Gene Ontology annotation, biological process: DNA integration. Bases 1 to 708 code for a protein of 235 amino acids.